AUGGGUGACGAUCCUAAUGCUAUUCAAGGAGCUCGGAGUCUCACAAAUGGAACCGGACUUGGAGAUCUGGCAGGCGGUGGUGAGGAUGGUAGCUUCGAGGGAUUUCUAAGCGCCCUACGGAAUGGACGGAUAGCAUCAGCGUUGAGGCAAGGCACGAACGAUGGUGAUGCGGAUAACGACGGCGCUCCGACACCGCCGCUCAACUUCUAUCGUAUGUUCCGGUUUGGACCGUCAAGUACUACUCCGGAAACCCCACGGGAAGGCGAAGGUGGUGAGAAUGACGAGCCUCGACUCGUACCCAUCAUCAUUGUGGGAAUCCGGUCGGUGCCUCAGGGAUCAGGUGCGAACGGCGGAAAUCUCAACGAAGACCUACCUCCAUUUAUCAAUGCUUUGAGUAAUUUCCCUACGCCUCUUGCAGCAAACGCGCUGGAUAUGCACGACGGACACAGCAUCGACGCUCUACUGAGUCCACCACAAAACGCAUCAUCUUUCCGGGCUCGUCGGCGAGCGAGCAUG
Messenger RNA from Dissoconium aciculare CBS 342.82, 516 nucleotides. RefSeq lists its product as uncharacterized. The record is from RefSeq and is a predicted model, not a curated record. The annotation marks the transcript as partial. The transcript has a single exon. Lineage: Eukaryota; Fungi; Ascomycota; Dothideomycetes; Mycosphaerellales; Dissoconiaceae.